CAGCUGAGCAAUUCAGGCUGAGGCGGGCGCAACCGCACUAGACGGAAAGUCAAGUCGUGCUGGACUGGCGCGAUCUCCUCGCACUGUUUCCAAAUAAAAGGAAGGACUCAAAUGCGCAAACAAUCAUGCUUCUAAAAUAAUGCAACAUGUCGAUCGGGUCUUUGCGAGGCAUGGCUUUCGUUUUAACGAGCUUGUUCCUGUUUUGUGCGAGUAGUGUUUGUGAGACGCAACACAGUGAAACCAGUAUUUAUUUGGAUAAUAUCACGCAAAUAUUGGAUAGAUUACUGGAUGGCUAUGACAACAGGCUGCGACCUGGAUUUGGAGGUCCCGUCACGGAGGUCAAAACUGACAUCUUUGUCACCAGCUUUGGUCCAGUUUCAGAUGUAGAGAUGGAGUACACCAUGGAUGUGUUCUUUCGUCAGACAUGGAUUGAUGAGCGGCUCAAAUUCGAAGGCCCAAUUGAGAUCCUGCGGCUAAACAACCUUAUGGUCAGCAAAAUCUGGACCCCCGACACAUUUUUCCGGAAUGGCAAGAGGUCAAUCUCUCACAACAUGACCACUCCAAACAAGCUGUUCCGCAUCAUGCAAAAUGGAACUAUCCUCUACACCAUGAGAUUAACUAUAAAUGCAGAGUGCCCAAUGCGCCUCAUGAACUUCCCAAUGGAUGGCCAUGCCUGCCCACUCAAAUUCGGGAGCUAUGCAUACCCCAUCAGUGAGAUUGUGUACACAUGGAAGAAAGGGCCUUUAUCUUCUGUUGAAGUCCCACAGGAAUCAUCCAGCUUGUUGCAGUAUGACCUUAUUGGCCAGACUGUAUCAAGCGAGAGGCUGAAGUCCAACACAGGUGAAUAUGUCAUAAUGACUGUCCACUUCCAUCUUCAAAGGAAAAUGGGUUUCUUCCUGAUUCAGACCUACAUUCCCUGCAUAAUGACUGUCAUUCUGGCACAAGUUUCCUUCUGGAUUAACAAGGAAUCAGUUCCAGCUCGGACUGUUUUUGGUAUAACCACUGUCCUGACCAUGACAACAUUAAGCAUCAGUGCACGGCACUCCCUCCCCAAAGUUUCAUAUGCCACCGCAAUGGAUUGGUUCAUUGCUGUGUGCUUUGCCUUCGUCUUCUCUGCCCUCAUUGAGUUCGCGGCUGUCAACUACUUUUCAACACUCCAAGCCAACCGAGAGCUGAGAAAGGCAGCAGCCAUAAAGGCAGCCGCUCAAGAAGCAGCAGCAGCUGCAGCCGUGGUUCCAGCAGCGAGCACGGGGACAGAGGGAGACGUUGCAUCAGUGGAUGCCAAUAGUGUAUUGAAGAAGAGGAUGAACUCUGCACCAGUUUUCGAUCGACCUGCAAAAACUUUUCCAAACCCUCCUGUCAAUGCCCAAGCUUUCCUCCAGCAAGGCUCCGCGGUACCAGCCAACAACGUUCUGACAGGCACCAGCAUCAUUGACAAAUACUCACGCAUCCUUUUUCCCCUUUCGUUUGGCGCCUUUAACCUGGUCUACUGGAUCGUUUAUCUCACCAAGGACACCAUGGAGAUGUCAAGGGACACUGUCUAAGAUUAUGUCUUCCUGGAGAGUAGAAAUACCUGAACAAUCAACACACACGCACAUGCACGCCCACAUACCAACGUUCUUUUUCUUCACACAUUAAAACAGGUAACAGACGCUUGCCAAGCACUCUUUUAUGCAGCCUCAGUGCAUUCUAUUUCCUUUUAAGUACUCCCUUGGAACAUAAGUCUUUUGAGAACAGAUGUACCAAUUCCAAUUGCCAACUUGACCAUGGAGCUCAAAGCCAUGUGGGGCCACAAGUACUGGAUCCAUUUCAUACAACAGCUACUCUACGCUUUUCUUUUUUUAUUUCAUUUGUCUCAUGUUAAGAAAAAAACGUUCUAUGUUAAAACAAUUUUAAUGUGCACACCUGUCUUGUAUGCUUUGCCAAAGUUGAUGGGACAAGAAAUAACAUUAAAUAAACUACACUGAAGAAGCAUAAACCAACCACAAAGGGUUUCUCUGUUGGAUGUAUUCAUUUACUUUUUUUCUAUGUAAAAUAUCCAUGCACUUUUUUACAAGUGUUUUACUUUCUUUUAUAUAUAUAUAUAUAUAUAUAUAAAUCCCUUCCAUUAUGAUUAGAAGGAAACUGAUUGUAAGAAUGUACUUCUGACUGAAUCCAUUGCAUCUGGCAAAAACGUUUUUCCUACCAGUUCUGUCAAGUCUUAUUCUCUCCCUUUACAAUGUUUUUUGUUUGUUGAUUUAAUAUCCCUCAGCUCAAAGACUAAGGAGGACCCAAAGCAAAAUCUUCAAAGAGUUUACAUGAUCUGUUUAGUAAUGCUUUUGGCAUGGCACAUUAUGGAGUCCAACUUGCACAUGCAAGUGGAAAACAUUUCCAUUCUACAAAAGCAUUAGGAGUUCUACAACAUAUGAACAUUCAAAAAAGUAGGGUUUUUUCCACAUUUUCUUUUUCUUUAUAGUGCCUUGUAACAGCAUUCACACCACUUGACUAUUUUCACAUUAUGUCACGUUUCAUCCACAAACUGUCAUGUGAUUGACAGUAAUGCAUAAAUGCGAGGUGGGACAAAAACAAAAAUGUAGUUUUCAGUAGUUUUACAAGUAAGAAUCUGGCAACAGUAGCAUGUGUGUAUAUUAAUCCUCUUAAAUCAAUAUUUUGCAGAACCACCUUUCACUGAAAUUACUGUUGCAAGACUUUUGGUUUACUUUACAAGCUCUGCACAUGUAGUGAGUGAAAUGAUUUGUCAUUCUUUAAAAGGUAGUUUAGGUUUGCUGAGAUUGUUUGGGGAGUGACUGUAAAAAUAAAUUUAAACUCUUUCUUUAAAUCUGUUAUUGUAAAACAUACCCAGUGCAUAAGUAAAAUACACUGUUGAUAUUUAUUUGUAAAAUAAUUUGAAACUAUCUGUCAUUUUCUCCUAACAUCACAAUUUUGCAUUGCUUUGUUUUGUUUUUGAUUAAAAUUUGUUAAAUUUGUUAAUGUGUGCAGGACAAAAUUUGAAAAAAGUGGAAGGAGUAUGAAUAGUUUUGUAAGGUGCUGUAUAUCAUGUCUCAUAUUUGUUACGUGCAGAUAUAGUUUACAGGCAUGUAUUAAUGUCUACAGCUGAACUUGAAUAGGUUCCCUUUUUUCUAUCUUUAAUAUUAUAAUCCUCCUUCUCUGUCAUAGUUUUAUUAUUUAUUGAACAAAUCACAGGUGGGAUUGUGAAUCUAAAAAAACACAUUUCACUCAAAAUCUGAAUUUUAUCUUAUAGAUCUGGGAGAAAAGUCUAAUCUUCAGUCUUUAAUUAACACUUCUUUCUGUGAAUGUGUCAUGUGCUGCACUUGUCUAGCGCUUUACAGUCUUUCUUAGGUCUCAUUAAAUCAUUCCCUAACACUCUAAUUGUUAUAAAGCUGCCAAAACGGGCCUUUGCCUUUGGGAAAAGAGAAAAGAAAAGAAAAGUUUAUCUAGUAAAGUUCAACUACCAUUUUCAUAGCUGCCAUCUCAUAUGCUAAGAAGCCUGGCAACAACUCUUUCCUCACUAGGAUUUAUUGUUGUAUUUUAAUUAAACUUAAUGGAUUCUUUCACUGGUUUCCAAUUAUUUCUCCACAUGACAACCAUUUCUUGGGAUUGUCAACGAAAAGACUGCAAAAAAUAAAACGUUAAAUGUAUCAUCAUCAUUUAUACAAAACAUUCAUUUAUAAUCCUUGCAUGGAUAUGAAUACGAUUUUCCACAGCUUGCUUUUAAAACAGAGGCUGACAUGAUAAAGCUAUGAGAUGUCUAAAAAUAAAUACGUUGUGUUUACUUUGACUUUUCAUCUAUUAUCCAGAAAUAUGUUCUCAUUAAACAUGUCUCUUAUUAACAGGGGCACCCGUCAAAUGAAAAACAUUUUUAAAAAAACAACAUAAUACUUUGAAAGGAUUUCAUGGCAGUCAUGAAAAUGUGCAUCACAAAAGCUCAAUUCAGUUUUGGUUGGAAUAAAAAUCCAGUGCAAUUUUUAUUUAUAAAACAAGUUUAAAUUGGUAUUUUUCUACUUGUAUGAAUAUUUUCUUGUAAGUAUUUUAUAUGAGAUGUUUUUUUCUGAUUUGUAAACCAGCAUGGUACAACUUUGAUUCUCUACAAUGAUCAAUCAGAACAACAAUGCAUAAGCAAACAAAAAAAUAUGCAAGAUUCUGCACUGCAAUAUUUUAACAAAUUUAAAGAUUUUCUAACAAUUGGAAGACUAGAAUCUAAAACACAUCAAACAACAUAUUCUUUAAUGUAAAAAUUCAUAUGCUGCCAAGGAUUGCAGACUGUUUUAUGUAAUAUUUUUUGACCAAGGCAAGAAUAAAAAUUUGCUUAUUUGAAGAAAGUUAGCAGAUAUUAAAGAUUGUGAAUAAAAAAUGCACCAACAUGCCCUGACCAAGAUUAUUUUUUUACAUGUCCAAGAAAUAGACCUGAUUGGAUUUUUUUGUGGAAAAUGUUCUAUGGCGUCAUUAUUCUAUCAAUAAUAGUUUCCUUAAGUGUGGACUAAAGAUGCCAUAUUGCUGUGAAUUUGUAGUAAACCAAUCCUUAGACUGGUGGAAGACUUACAUCUAGUCAGACUGACCUCUUGUUUAAGUAGAUUAUAGUCAUUUAAAACAAAGUAAUGUAAUAUACUGUAUGGGAUUCAACUUGUUAGAAGUGAAUAUUAUAUAUCUCUAAGAGACAGUUGUUAUGUUCACCACUGUUUGCUCACCCAAAUAAAGUCUCUGUUAAUAUACAAAUUUAUGACUUUUAAGUCCAGCAAACUGGGUGGAUUUUUCUUUAGGCACUAUUUUGUCCAGCAGCAUCAAAGAUGGUACAUGCAUGCGCUUUUUCAGGUCUCUAGUUGUUUAGAAAUAAUUUCAGCUGACCAGGCAGAUUGAUACAGCUGGCGGUCUCAACCAAGGAAACAAUACGCUGUAACAAAAACAUUCUUUGGCUGAGAAAACAAACAAACUUUAAAAUUUUCUCUUGUAAAACUGCAGAAAGUGCAUAUCCUUUAACAUACCAUUGUAUACCACGCUUAUGAACAUUUUUAAUAUGAAUUGUGUCAAUAAUAAUUGUGCUAAACCAGGGUUGCCCUUCUGACUAACUCUUAGGAUUCCAUUGUUCUUAGGAUUUCUACAUUUUAUACAAUAUAAUUCUUAAAUGGCAUGUUUGGCAAUAGGUAAGGGAACUAUGACUGGUUAUAAUUUCAAUGACCCUGACUUUAAAAAUGCAAAAAAGAAAUAUUCCUGUAAUAUGUAUUCUGUAGCUUUACACUCAAAGUAAGUGUAACAAUAAAUAUAUGCUUUGCAUAGAUUUCCAUAAAAUAAGGUCUCCAGUUGCUUGGAUCUUUUUCAUCAAUGUAUCACAAAAAGAAACAAUUUUGUCAGCCCGUAUGAAUUUUGUUUCUUCUGUUUAUUUAUUAUUAUUUUAUCACCCUCCUCCACUCUGCGUUUGGGGCAGGAAGUGAGGAAAUUAGAGCAUUUUGCCAUGUUAUGCCCCAUACAUCAGGUUGUACAAUAAGAAAACCUCAUGGACUAUGAACUUAGCUUUCUACUGGACUGUACUGGACUGAUGGCUCAGACCCAAUGAGGCCUCCAAGUUGCUGAGUCACCAGUAGUGAGAGACCCAAACAGAAAUUAAAAGCAGAAAGAGUUGACAUAUGUUUUAUGUGUGAGUGAGUGUACUCUUUCCACAUGACUGAGCAUGUUUGCUUUUAUUAGUAGACCAAACCAUCUGCCCUUUGACCCAAGCCUAGCUGCUUAGCUCCACCACGCCACUGCAAGAACUUCACUUGCAUGUCUUCCUUGUGGUCUAUGAUCGUAGACGGUUGUGAACUUCAGUAAUGGAAAAAUAUUGUGGUGAAUUUGACCACAAAGCUAAUGUUUUACUUCAAGUUUUUAAGUCAUCAGGCAUGUACUUUGUUAAUUCUUUGACUUUGCCAGUGUUAAUCCAUGUCUCAUAUUUUUUUUACACUGUUAUUUGCCUAAAGAUUAUGGACAAGGCUUAAAAGACAAUGAAUUCUCUAUUUUCUGUGAAUUUUUUGUGAGCAUAAUAAGAUAUCUAUAUAAGUUUGCAUUCCUAUUCUAUGACCCUGCUUGAUGAUCAGUUGUAUUAAUCAAUUUACUUGUUUAAAUAAGCAGUGGCAGGUUUUACAUUUUCCCAUUUACAUUUAUUUAUCUUGAGUACUUUUCUCCUGAACAAAUUUAUGGUCAUAAACAAGGCCAUUUUUGAUGCAACAGACAACAAUAUAUGCAGUUUCAGGUCUACAAAGCCUGAUAGAAAAUGAACCUUCACUCAUUUUUCCCACAGCAUUGUAUAUAUUACUAUGUUCAAUAAAGCCAAAUUAUGUAAAUCUA
Molecule: messenger RNA, 6315 nt
Organism: Xiphophorus maculatus (southern platyfish)
Lineage: Eukaryota; Metazoa; Chordata; Actinopteri; Cyprinodontiformes; Poeciliidae
Gene: gabra6b
Product: gamma-aminobutyric acid receptor subunit alpha-6-like
Exons: 10
Coding region: 147-1544 (465 amino acids)
Biological process (GO): regulation of postsynaptic membrane potential; gamma-aminobutyric acid signaling pathway; signal transduction
Cellular component (GO): GABA-A receptor complex; synapse; postsynapse
Molecular function (GO): transmitter-gated monoatomic ion channel activity involved in regulation of postsynaptic membrane potential; inhibitory extracellular ligand-gated monoatomic ion channel activity; benzodiazepine receptor activity
Source: RefSeq, a predicted model, not a curated record